UAUUUUUGACACGUGCGUUACGUGCGCAUGUACAUUGUCAUGUACAUCUAAAAAGUUCAGUUUUUUAAAAAGGUAUUGGAUAAAUUGAUUCAAUAUAAAAUCUCUUUUAUCAAUAUUAACAAUUUAUCUAUUUGGAAUAUUAAGAAAUGGCGAACUUUGGUAAAAAGAAGUAUAAAGCAGGAGAGGCUGUGCAAUUUAUGACAAGGAAACAAGCACUAAAGAAAUUGCAACUCUCCUUGAAUGAAUUUCGUAGAUUAUCCAUUAUAAAAGGUAUUUAUCCAAGGGAACCUCGAAAUCGUAAAAGAGCACAAAAAGGGGAUACUCGUAUCAAGAUCCUCUAUCAUAAAAAAGAUAUACAGUUCUUAAUGCACGAACCAAUAAUAUGGAAAUUAAGAGAACAUAAGAUAUUUGCACGGAAAAUUGACAGAGCAAGGGCGAUGAAAGAGUUUAAAGAAAUGAGAAGAUAUCUUAAAAAAUAUCCUAUUAUAAAAUUAGAUCAUAUUGUUAAAGAAAGAUAUCCUACAUUUAUAGAUGCUCUAAAGGAUUUGGAUGAUUGCCUUACUUUGUGCUUCUUAUUUAGUACUUUUCCAUCCAUAAAACAUGUACACAGAGAUCACAGUGCGCUUUGUCGGAGAUUGACGGUAGAAUUUAUGCAUGCUAUAAUAGCUGCGAAGGCUCUGCGGAAAGUAUUUAUUUCUAUCAAAGGUUAUUAUUAUCAAGCUGAAAUAAAAGGACAGACUAUCACUUGGAUUGUACCACAUCAUUUUGGUUUUGAACCACAGAGCAAAUGCGAAGUAGAUUUUAAAUUGAUGUCCAUAUUUGUGGAAUUCUAUAUCAUUAUGCUUGGAUUUGUAAACUACAGGCUUUAUCAUACAUUAAAUUUAUUUUAUCCUCCAAAGUUCGGUGAUACGAUAUUUUCAGAAAAAAGUCUUGUAGACGAACAAGCAUUUGUAUCCGAAAGGAUAAGCGCUCUCAAUAUUCCAUUGGUUAAUUUAAAUUCUUCGGUACAGAAUGAAGAAGAUGAACUGGAAAUUGACAGUUUCACAAAUGAAACUGAUAAUACAAAAAUUGAAGAGGCUAAGGCAGAACGUGCAAAAAUAAAAAAAUUAAAAACCCUUUUUAAAGGGUUAAAAUUCUUUGUUAAUCGAGAAGUACCUAGGGAAUCUAUUGUUUUUACUAUUAGAUGUUUUGGAGGAGAUGUUUCAUGGGACAAAUUACUAUUCGUUGGUUCGACUUACGAUGAAAAUGAUGAAACUAUAACUCAUCAAAUUGUAGACAGACCUAGUAUGGAAAAACAAUUUAUUUCCAGAUAUUACAUACAACCUCAGUGGAUCUUCGAUUCGGUAAAUGCCCGGGAACUCUUACCCGUUGAAAAGUAUUUCAUGGGCUGUAUGCUACCACCGCAUCUUUCACCAUUUUCGGAUACCCGCCACGACCAAACGUAUAUACCACCUGAAGAGCGAGCAUUGAUGGAUCCUGAAUAUAAGUUGAAUUACAAUAAAGAUGAGGAAAUGGAAACGGAAUCAGAGGAUGAAGUAGAAUCUGAAGAAAAUACAGAAGAUGAAAAGAAAGGGGAGAUAGAGGACGAGGAAGACAUAAGUGAGGAUGAAGAGGAAGAAGAUGAAGACGAAGAUAAAGUUCUUGUUGUAAAGGAUAAUGAGAAAUCAACAAAAUCCAGUGCGGGAGGUAUUAAUGAAAAAGAACGGUUAAAUCAGAAAAAGAAGAUGAAGGUAAAGAGUGGCGAAAUAACGAAGGAAGAUCCUUGGGAAAAGAGUCGUCAGGAGCGGCAAGAAUAUCGUUUGCGAGAGAAAUUGGUUAAAAAUAAGCACCGAAAACUGUACAAAAGUAUGAUAAAGGGCCGAGAAGACAGAGCCAAAGCCAUUUGGCUGCUUCGUAAGAAAAGACGCAUUCACGACGAGACCGAGAAAGCAAAAAAGAUAGAAUUGCGUAAGGCAAAAAGGAACGAAAAUAAAACGUGAAUAUGCGCUAUUCCCGUAUUUUCCAUUAAGACACUUAUAAAUAUUAAUUAAUUUGUAUUAUAAUUUUUUAAUGAAAAAAAUUAAAACCCUAAAAUAAUUACAGAACAUUCUGUCA
Messenger RNA from Ceratosolen solmsi marchali, 2094 nucleotides. RefSeq names its product pescadillo homolog. Gene Ontology annotation, biological process: ribosome biogenesis; maturation of LSU-rRNA from tricistronic rRNA transcript (SSU-rRNA, 5.8S rRNA, LSU-rRNA). NCBI's taxonomy places the organism in Eukaryota, Metazoa, Arthropoda, Insecta, Hymenoptera, Agaonidae. The record is from RefSeq and is a predicted model, not a curated record. Bases 147 to 1979 code for a protein of 610 amino acids. The transcript has 8 exons. Gene Ontology annotation, cellular component: PeBoW complex; nucleolus. Gene Ontology annotation, molecular function: RNA binding.